Messenger RNA from Penicillium odoratum, 429 nucleotides. RefSeq lists its product as uncharacterized. The coding region runs from base 1 to 429 and encodes 142 amino acids. The record is from RefSeq and is a predicted model, not a curated record. The transcript has 2 exons. NCBI's taxonomy places the organism in Eukaryota, Fungi, Ascomycota, Eurotiomycetes, Eurotiales, Aspergillaceae.
AUGAUCCAAAAACUAAAAAGUCUCAAUCUACAACAGAAGGCAGCUAUCUGCUCGCUGAUCGCGCUAGAGCGUAAACCCCGAGAAUGCGAUAUUCCCAGCACGCCGUCGAAAUCUCGAUCUGGUGCUCCGACUGUGAAACAAGCAUUCGAUACUUAUUGCACACUUUGUCGAAACGAAAAUAUCCUUCACCCUCUCACUUCUACUGAGUUCAAGGAUGUUCUCGGGAACCUAGAGACUAUGGGUCUUGUCGGUGACUAUCAGGGUCGUGGACGUGGUGGGACACUGGGUGGUGGCGCUCGGAUGUUUGUCAGACACCCUCUAAAUCUGGGAGUGUCAUGUCGACUCCGCAUAAGGUCUGAGAUUGAGGGUCAGAUUGCGGGACCUGGUGAGGGUAUUCUGAGACGGCUUCUUCGAGGUGAGGGUCUUUGA